AUGUCAGUUAUUCGGGUCAAGAUGUUCAUUGCCCUCGCCCAAAGUCAACCCUUCACACCUAGCAGGUCAAUAAACGAUUACGAAGCAAUCUUAUCAGCAAAGCCAGCCAACCAACCAACGAUGCCUGUUUACCACGUUGCUCUUUUCAAACUCAAACCAGAGGCUGACCCCAACAAGGUGAAGCAGUGGCAAGCACUGGCUGAGGGAAUGGUCGGACAAGUACCUGGCCUUAUAGGUCUUCAGGCAGGCGCGCCCAUUGCCUUGACGGCACCCAUGGCAAAGGGCUUUGACAUGGGCGUGGUGGUGCACCUGGAUUACGUUGAGAGUCUGGCGACCUUUUUUACCCAUCCCAGUCAUGAGGAGGUCAAUGAACUGUACAAAGAUGUUUGUGAGAUGGGUAGCACUAUUGGAUAUGACAUUGAGUUUUAGUUUUAGAAACUUGCUGCUUGCCAAUGGGACGCUACACAUUGAGACUACCUAGGUGUAGUGAAACCACUCUGGGUCAUACCUACCUACCGGAGUUAAAACCAAUCAUAUGUGUAGAAGAGAUAAG
Podospora pseudocomata is the source of this 553-nucleotide messenger RNA. RefSeq lists its product as uncharacterized. The record is from RefSeq and is a predicted model, not a curated record. Lineage: Eukaryota; Fungi; Ascomycota; Sordariomycetes; Sordariales; Podosporaceae. The coding region runs from base 1 to 429 and encodes 142 amino acids. The transcript has 3 exons.